UAACAUAUAUAUAUAUAUAUAAUACUUCGUACAAAUCUUGGCAACGUGUGUAUGUUUGACUAUUAAAAUAACGUUUGAUUUGACAUCAAUUUAGAUUUAAUCAUGGCAUUAACAUCAGACGAAAGAAUUACGAAUACAUUGAGCAUAAAUAAAAUACAUUUUCCAGAUAUUAUAGAUGAUAAAAUAUCAACAGAAAAAUUUUUAGAUGCUUCUCGUGGUGUUGUAGAAAUAGUAGAAAAAUUUGGUAAAUUAUUUGCACCAGUUAAACAUGACAUAGAAGGCAACGUAAAGAAAUUAAACAAUAAAUACUUCAUUGACAAAGAAAGGCACAAUACUUUGCAAGAUAUGAUUUUACUUGAGAAAGAACAAGGUGAAACUAUCAUUGCUACUGAUGCUUUGAUGUGGUUAAGAAGAUGUUUAUACAUGAUUUUAUUAUUUUUUGAGAAAAUUGUUGAGGAUCACAAUGCUGGUAGGGCGACUGAUGAUAUGGUAGCAUUUUUAAAAGAAGCAUACAAAUUAUCUUUAGAACCAUAUCAUGGUUGGAUGUUACAACAACUUUUUGGUUUACUUUCUCGUACUGUGCCUGCUCGUGAGCAACUUUUAAAAAUCAUUGCAAAUGGUGAAGAUGUGAAAGAUGAAAUCAUCAUAAGGGACAUGGAGGUAUAUUUAAAAAGUUUAAGAUUAAAUGUUGAAAAUUUACAAGCGUUUUAUGAAACCCAUGAACUCGAGGAGACUGUCAAGGUAUAAUAAAUAUUUAUGAAU
This is a messenger RNA of Polistes dominula (European paper wasp), 762 nucleotides long. RefSeq names its product pleckstrin homology domain-containing family A member 8. Gene Ontology annotation, cellular component: cytoplasm; membrane; cytosol. The record is from RefSeq and is a predicted model, not a curated record. Lineage: Eukaryota; Metazoa; Arthropoda; Insecta; Hymenoptera; Vespidae. Gene Ontology annotation, biological process: intermembrane lipid transfer; ceramide transport. Gene Ontology annotation, molecular function: ceramide 1-phosphate transfer activity; ceramide 1-phosphate binding.